Molecule: messenger RNA, 2958 nt
Organism: Dermacentor andersoni
Lineage: Eukaryota; Metazoa; Arthropoda; Arachnida; Ixodida; Ixodidae
Molecular function (GO): protein serine/threonine kinase activity
Source: RefSeq, a predicted model, not a curated record
UUGGCAUCACUGGCCCGCGGUUUUAUGUGUCAAACUGGUGUCAAACGGCCACGCAUCCACCGUUUGUCUUCUGCAUUUCGCCGAUGACUGGCGUCGCCGAGCAUGGGAGGCUCGUACGAUCUGCAUAGCAUCGUUCGCAACCUGCGCUCAAACAAGGUUACGGACCGCAAAAGGGCAUUUUCUGCAUUGAGGAGUGCAAUGAAGGACCAGAGCAUCCUUGCCUCCCUGGACAAGAACACGCUUGACAAAGUCAGCCUAACCUGGGACUUUCUUGCUGGGAACAUCACCAAAGUGAUUGAGCAGGAGCUUAACAAGUGUACUGGACAGGCCAAGAACACAGUGGCUGGGCCUGAUGUGCUUGCUGCUGUCAUGCUGCUUCGAACAGUGGUUCAGCUGGCCAACAGAAGACAGUCGCUGCUGAGCCCACGGAAGAUAUUGGAGCAUGUCCAGCGGGUCCUGGCUGAAUGUCAGCAGCAGCAGCUGCAGGUGCAGUAUGCUCGCCUCCUCCGGCUGCUGCUGCUGCUCGGUGGGUGGCAGGCCACACUGCCGCCGUCCGUCUACCACGGUCUGGUUGAAGGAGUGUGCCGGCUGUUACGCUCAGACAAGGAGGACACUGAUGUGGUGGUGCUCAGCAGCACCUUACACCACCUGGUGACCUUGGGCUUCUACCAGGAGGAUGCCUGCCUCGAGACUGUCCUCAGGACACUGGCUGGCUCCUUUGCCAGGAUCAGGGAGACAGGCACGGCAAGCCAAGUGGUUCUGCAGCUGUCCAGCCUGGUGGAAGUCGGUCGUCGACUUGGGGCCAGGAGGUGUCGAUUGCUGUGCACCCUAGGUGAGCCCCUGGUGCGGACCUUGCUACUCCUCGGCACCUGGAAUUCUCCACAGAUCAAGGUGCUGUCUCUGGAGUUUCUCGCCCUGCAGCUGAGCCUGCACAGCGGGAGCGAUGUGGACGACCAGAGUGGGUGGCGGUGCCUGCUCCGAGACUGGCAUUGCCUGCUGAUGCAACAGCUGCAGGAGCGGGCUGCCUCGGUGGUCAACCAGCAGGAUUUGCAUGUGCGCAGAGCCCAGGUGUGGCUGGCUGCCGAGACACUGCACCAGCUGGAGCCACAGGGCACUGCCCUGCCCACUGCUGUAGCUGCACUGGUGGCUACAAGGCCGCGACUUGGCCGAGAUGUGCUGCCCAGGCUGGAGGUCCUCGCCUGCUACCUGUGGAAGUACCCGGAAAUUGCUGGUCACAAGUUGCCCAGCCUUCAAAAGCUGCUGGAAUUUCUCACGCAGUGCUACUCAUCCUGUAAGCUGAUGGAUAUGAAACGCUGUGUCCUUUUGUGCUACCAUGGGGUAUCUCGUGCACUUGUGCCUGGCCAGAGACCACCAUGGCCCCUGUGGAAUGUAGUCUGGGAACAGACGUCCAAGACAGUCUUCCUGAACCAGUGCGUGGAGGAAGGCCACCUGGUGCUGCAGGAGCUUCUGCGGAAACAGCUGGCACCCUGUUCCGACCUUGGCUCCCUAUUUUGCCCAGGCCGACCACUCGAGCCCUCGGCCCUGCGGAGCUUGUGUGUGAUGCUGUGCCAAGCCACCCACGUGGAUGCCUUGCUGCCCGAGAAGCACAGGUGGCGACUGUGGCUGCUGGAGCUGCCGGCCACUGUCCAGCUGGGAUCUGUCCUGGUGUUGCGGGGUGAGCUGCUUGCUGCCUUGUGCUUGGCACGGCCGGCCACUGCCCUGGCCUCGCAGUGUGUUCCACCUCAGGUUUGGCAGGACCCUUACCCCUGGAGGGCUGUUCUGGAUGCUGACCUUUACCGUCGGACUACCGCCGUUCCCCGCACGGACUCUGAUGCCACGGACACAGGCAGCGAGCGCAAGACACCAGCGACUGUUGUCGAGACUGCCUGGGAGGCCACAUUGGACACACUGAUCAAACAGGGCCUGGCAUUUGUUGACUCCGCUGAGACGUUGCCAGCAUGCCUUUGUUCUGGGGCCAUGGGCGCCAUCUUGCUAACACACAUGUGGCGACUACAAGCGAGGCAAGCCCUGUUCGACAGCCCUCUGGUCAAGCAGCUGCAGAGCUGCCUGCGGGACUGCAUGGAGAAGCUGGUGCACCAGCAACAGUGCUGGGAUGCUGCUUUGCUUUGCCUGCUGGAGGCCCUGCUGUCGUACGUGGAGAGGGGGCCAGCCCCGGCCUGUGUGUGGCUGCUGGGUGCCUUGCCACAGGAGCUCGAUGACCGCCUGCUCACCACCCUUCGAGCAGCUCUCGACUGCAUGGGUGGUGACAUUGGUGUCCGACUGCAUGGUGAUGUGACUGAGGGUGCCCAUGGGGACAGUGACGAGUGGGCCGAUGAAAGCCUGCCAUCAUCCAGUGUGACCUCUUCUCAGGGCUCGAGCGGUGGCGACUUUGAAUUUGCUGACACUGGACAGUCCAUCUGCUCUGACAUAUCUGCCACGGUGCUGUCGGCCGACCGGCUCACCCAGGAGGAGGUGCAGCAGCUGGCAGUGCUGCGCAUUGCCUUGUCCUACUUCUGCCUCAGCCGUCGUGCUGCUGCUGCUGGCGGUGCCUUUGGCCAAUUGCUCCAGCUGCUGGAGGAGGCAGCUCAAGGGCUCGGCGCAUGGAGCAUCCAGGCAGCAUUACAGGUGCUGCGGAUGCUGCUCGAACGGGCGGAGCUGUUGACUGAGGCCGAGCUGUUCUCACUGGUUGAUGCACUCAGGGAGCUGAUGAAAGUCCACUGUCGUCAGCUGGACGUGUCAGCUGCCCUGCUGGAGCUUGCAAGACUCUGCGUGCCGGCUUUGAACCGCUGGGGGGCUGGCACCCACUCGGAGCUGCGCCACUGCUUCCUGGUGGUGCUUGAUGCUUAUGCUGCACUGCUCUCACAAGGAAUCCUCAACGAGCUGGUCUCCUUGGCAUUCCUGCGCCUUCUCUUAGAGUGCCUACAGCCCUCAUCAGGCUAUUACAGGAGUGGAGAAUAA